CCAGUGAUUGGCCACAGGCAGAUCUGGCCGUACCGGGGCCACCUGCAGGAUGUGGACUCUUCCAAGUCGUUCUUUCCUCCGCCUGGAAACUGGCGCGAGGCUCCGCCGCGCUGUGGGAGUGACAGUCGCUGCCACCCAAUGGCUCCCUCGCAACUCCCCGCUUCACUCGCCCCAAGGCUUCCGACUGGGCGUGGGAAAUGCGGGAUACCAUGCUCACUGCUCAGGAUGGGUUUUUUUUUACCACUCCACCAGGCGCCGAGACAAUGGCCUGAGGGACUGAGUCGGUGGCUACCCGUCCGCUAUAAGAGCGGAUGGCCGCCUCGGAGAUAUGUCUCUGUGUGUGUGCGUGUGUGUGUGACUGCUCCUUACAGCCCCCCUAGUUGGAGUCCCUAGGAACUCCCGUCUCCCCCCCCUCCUUCGAUUCUGGGAUUCCCUUUCCUCUUACUCUUCUCUCCCGCCUCCUUCUGCUUCUUCCCACUGCCUCACACCAUGACCGAUUUUGGUCCUCGGGCCCCUCACGGGCCUGACAUGACGGGUACGCACCAGCCGCUCGAGGAUAUGGACAUCCACGAGAAGGGGGCCUUUGACGCCCUGAUCCGCCCGGAAGACAGCUACACCCCGGACGGCGUCUACUGGGCGGAUCUGCCCCUGCUUCAGAAGGUCAAAUUCGUCAGCUCGUACGAUGCCGGGGAGGCCAAGCGGGAACUGGGAAACAUCUGGGAGAUGAUGAAGAAGGAUCCCCUCUCCCCUGUUAGCUACUACUUCCGCAACAUGGUUCUACCCGGUGCUGGGCUUGGUCUGGAGGGUUAUGUUCUCUUCUCUAUCGGCAAUAUCAAACCACUGUUCGAAAAAGCUUUCCCCGCCUGCUGGGACAAGCACGAGACCUGCAGCGCCCAAUGGAUCAACGCCAUCGAUUACCUGGAAAUCGUAGGGAUUAUAAUGGGUCAGAUCAUGGUUGGCAUUCUUGGUGACUGGCUCGGUCGUCGUUGGGGUCUCAUUCAGGAUGCCUCGAUUAUGCUUCUCGGGUUGAUUAUGCUCACAGCGGCUUGGGGCGUCACUCAGAACGGUUGGGUGAUUUGCUAUGCCUGGUCUCUAUUCAUCUACGGUGUCGGUGUCGGGGGCGAGUAUCCCAUGACCGCGACAAGUGGAAUGGAAAACGCCGUGGGAUCUGGAAAGGUCUCCACCAAAGAAGAUCGUCUGCACCGGGGCCGAAAAGUCACCAGUGCCUUUUUGAUGCAGGGUUGGGGUCAAUUCUGCAACCAGGUCCUCCUCAUCCUUUUGCUGCUCAUCUUCCACCACGGAAGCGGUAACGCUCCGUACUCUGAAGUCGCUGCGCAGUGGACUUACCGUGUGUCCUUUGCCAUUCCUGCCGUUGGCACUCUCUGGCUGGUUUACUACCGUGCCUUUCACAUGAAGGCGGCCAGUAAGCAGCUGCAAGUGGCCAAGAAGAAGGCUUCGGUGACAGGCUAUGAUGUCGAGUCGUUGCGCUUGACAUUCCACCACUUUGGCUUCCGCAUCCUCGCCACCGCCGGUGGGUGGUUCGCCAACGAUGUUUUCUUCUACGGCAACAAGCUGUUCCAAAGCGAGUUCAUCAGCGUCAUCAGCCCCGAGACGACCUCCAUCAUGCCCAACUGGUUGUGGAGUCUGUGCAACGUCGGGGUUUCGCUGGUCGGCUACUACAUGGCCUCCUUUUUCAUCGACAACAAGCUGUACGGCCGCAAAUGGAUGCAGAUCGUCGGCUUCCUGAUGGUCUUCAUCCUCUUCAUUGUCCCCGGCUUCCACUACGAAUACUACACGUCCAAGGAAAACAUCAAGGCCUUCCAGGCAAUGUACUUCCUCAGCUCCUUUUUCAACCAAUUCGGCCCCAACUCGGUGACCUUCCUCGUGGCCGCCGAGGUCUUCCCCACGCCGAUCCGAGCCACCGCCCACGGUCUGUCGGCCGCAUCAGGGAAGCUGGGCGCUCUUCUCGCCGCCGUGCUGUACAACUACAUCAGCACGCAGACCAAGUUCUACUUUGUGCCCUGGUUUGGCCUGGCGGGUGUGGUGCUCACGUUUGUCUUCCUGCCAGAUACGACCGGCCUGGACCUAAAGGAACAGGAGCGCCGCUGGAUGUAUCUCCGCCAGGGCCGCGAGCAGGACUACCACGGCCCUGCCGUCCACCCGAAGCACCUGUCCCUCUGGGAGCGCAUGCGGGGCAAGGGCAAAUACUACGACGCCGAGCUGGACUACAAGCAGAAGGUGGAGGAGUACCGUACCGAGUGGGAGGAAGCCAUGGCGCGCAAGAUCUCCGAGAAGGACCAAAGCGAGGAGUUUGCCACCGAGACCGACGACAGCCUGCUCGAAGGCCACGUCCACUCGUACUUCCACCGCACGAGCCCCAUGUUCCGGGGCAUGGAGCAAAAGGUUCCGGCCAAGGGCGACAAUUUCGCCCUUCCCCCUGCCGCGCAGGAUGGGGAUUCCAUCGAGGCGAUAGAGGAAAAAGAGUAG
Messenger RNA from Penicilliopsis zonata CBS 506.65, 2487 nucleotides. RefSeq lists its product as hypothetical. The transcript has 4 exons. The coding region runs from base 490 to 2487 and encodes 665 amino acids. Gene Ontology annotation, cellular component: membrane. The record is from RefSeq and is a predicted model, not a curated record. NCBI's taxonomy places the organism in Eukaryota, Fungi, Ascomycota, Eurotiomycetes, Eurotiales, Aspergillaceae. Gene Ontology annotation, biological process: transmembrane transport. Gene Ontology annotation, molecular function: transmembrane transporter activity.